Ruditapes philippinarum (Manila clam) is the source of this 1470-nucleotide messenger RNA. RefSeq names its product protein starmaker-like. NCBI's taxonomy places the organism in Eukaryota, Metazoa, Mollusca, Bivalvia, Venerida, Veneridae. The record is from RefSeq and is a predicted model, not a curated record.
GUUAUACUUUCGCUUUGGUCAUUGAAAAAAAACGAUAUCUUUUUGCUAAAGUUUUAACCCUGGAAAAAUACUGACAGAAAUUAAGAGGAAUAGUUCUGCAAUAUGAGGUGCUCUGACAGCACAUGUGGUGCUGUGGGGCCGGGCAAGUUUUGUCAUGAGUGUGGGUCAAAGAUGAUUGAAGAAGUUAAAACAGAGACUGUUGUUAUAUGCAAUGGCAAACAAGACAAUGGAGACCCUUGUCAUUCAGAGCUUGUGAAGGGACAAAAGUUUUGUCCCGAUUGUGGAAUAAAAGUAGACCAGUCAUUAUUUAACCUUCAAGAGGAAAGAUGCAGUAAUUGUAGCAAUAUCCUGCUAACAGGGAAGUCAUUCUGUACAGAAUGUGGUCAUAGAAAAUAUGUUACAAAACAACCUUUAAUUGUAAAGGAAAAGAUAGAGGAAAGAAAAGGAGAACAGUCUGCUGCACAAACUGACUGCAGAAUGGAUGUUGAUUUAAGCAAAGAACGCUCAGCUGACAGUAAUGCCAACAGUUCUUUCACAGCUAGUAAUGCUAUAUCUGAAGAAGGACCUGCUAGUAAUGUAGAAGAUAAAAACAAUAGUUCUGAAAGUGAUAUAGAAAUAAUUGAGACACCAGCAGAUAAUGAGGGUACAUCUAUAAAAGAUCAAACCGGCAACUUGGUGAUAAUACCUUCAAAUCCCAACAAGGAUCUUUCAUUUGAACUAGAGAAAGUUAAGCUUCAAAAUGUUGAGAGAGGAAAUGUAAAUAUAAUUCAUGACCCAUCAGAAACAGGUGUUGAAAAAGAGGGAUCAGGAUCUUCAGAUAGCGAAGAGGACUCUAAAUCUGAUGAAAAUGAUUUAGGUGAUUCAUUUAGUACAACUGGGUCACAAGACAUGGGGAAAGGGCCUACAAAACGUAUCAAAAAGCAGAAAAAGUUAAAGAAGAAACAGAGAAAGGAAAGAGCUGCUAUAUCGAAGCGGGCUACAUUACAAUCAGAAAGAGUUGAAACAAAUACCCAAAGUAAUGGUAUUACUGGAAAAGGCAAUCAAGAAGGUAAAACAGAUCAUCAAACAAAUACUCCCACAUCUGGAUCCAGAUCUCAGGAUAGUGGGUAUGUAUUUGGAGGAAGCUCAAGGUGGGGUGUAAGUGAUCAAGGUGAGGUUAAAUACCCACCUAAAAUCCAAGGCAGUCUUUUUCAGAUUGACAAAAAGAAAAAUACUGAUUCUCAAACAGGCAGUACAACAGAAGUUAAGUCUAAUAGUAAAGAUGAUGAUAUGCAAGAAAAGGAAGACUCUGAUGAUCAAGACACAAAUGAAGGUGCUGAUGGUAAUGAAAAUGAUGUGGACAUGGAGGAUGACAAAAAUGACAAUGAGGAUGAAAAUGAUUCCAACAAAAAAGAUGGAGUGCUUACACGCAAGCAAAAGAAAAAACUAAAAAAGAAAGAAGAGAAAGAGAAGAAAGAGAAAGAUAAUGCA